GGACAGCGAGCGGGGAUGAGCGCGUCCCUGAGCUGGGCGGCGGCGGCUCUGCUGCGCUGGGGGCGCGUCGCGGGUGGCGGAGGCCUGCCCGGAGCCGGUGUGCGGGCGGCGAGCUCGGGCAGCCAGGCGGAGCAGCUAGACGCGCUGGUGAAGAAGGACAAGGUGGUGGUGUUCCUCAAGGGGACGCCCGAGCAGCCCCAGUGCGGCUUCAGCAACGCCGUGGUGCAGAUCCUUCGGCUGCACGGUGUCCGCGACUAUGCGGCCUACAACGUACUGGAUGUCCCGGAGCUGAGGCAAGGUAUUAAAGACUAUUCCAACUGGCCAACCAUCCCGCAAGUGUACCUCAACGGCGAGUUUGUGGGGGGCUGUGACAUCCUCCUGCAGAUGCACCAGAAUGGGGACCUAGUGGAGGAACUGAGAAAGCUGGGGAUCCGCUCUGCCCUGACUGACGACAAGAACCAGGACUCCAAGUGAGGGCUCCGGUCCUCGCGGGCACAGCGCCCUCUCCAUCCUCCGGGCGGGAAAGCCUUACUGCGUGGUGGUGUCCUGUUGCUGUGCCGCCUGCCCUGGGCCUCCUGGCUUGCAGUCGGGCAGGUGCUUUUACUUUAGUCUUUGGCUCAGAAUCCCCUCUGGUGAACUUAGAACCACUGCACUGUAAAUCAAUGGCGUGACCCUGUGUGGCUGUAACCCUAA
Apodemus sylvaticus (European woodmouse) is the source of this 693-nucleotide messenger RNA. Its product is annotated as glutaredoxin-related protein 5, mitochondrial-like. The transcript has a single exon. The record is from RefSeq and is a predicted model, not a curated record. Lineage: Eukaryota; Metazoa; Chordata; Mammalia; Rodentia; Muridae. Bases 16 to 474 code for a protein of 152 amino acids.